Messenger RNA from Spinacia oleracea (spinach), 2739 nucleotides. RefSeq lists its product as uncharacterized. Gene Ontology annotation, molecular function: carbohydrate binding; hydrolase activity, hydrolyzing O-glycosyl compounds. Bases 61 to 2613 code for a protein of 850 amino acids. The record is from RefSeq and is a predicted model, not a curated record. NCBI's taxonomy places the organism in Eukaryota, Viridiplantae, Streptophyta, Magnoliopsida, Caryophyllales, Amaranthaceae. Gene Ontology annotation, biological process: carbohydrate metabolic process. The transcript is spliced from 8 exons.
AAAAAGUAGGAAUCAAAUCAAAUCAAAUUCUCUAUCUUCCUCUCUUUUGUCCUCCUAAAAAUGGCAACUUUUAAAACAAUAAAAAAACACAAUAAACACCUAAAUAAUCCUUUCCCUACAACCCCAAAAUCUCUCCCUAUCAUCCAAGGAGCCCUCUCUAUCAAUCCACAUUCCCUCCCUUCUCACCAUGUUUACUCCAUUGGAACCGAUUUCCGAGCUUCUUGGAGCUCCAGAAAUGGCGGGAGUUUCUCAAUUUGUCACAUUUCUCACCCCAAAAGAUCAAUUUGGUCUACAAUACCUGGAAAAGCUUUCAUCUCUGCUGCAAUUGUUGAAACAGAGGUGGAAGAAAGCAGGGGAUCAUUCGCGAUAAGCGAUUGCAAAGUCAAUUUAGUAUGUAAACACCAGACUAUAGAAGAGAUUAAAGUAAUCAAUCUUGAUUCUAAUGGGAACUUUUUUGAGGGUAAUGAUCAUGAUUUCCCAUCUUGGUUUCCUGGAAUAGAUCUUAAAUCCCCUGUUUUAGUAAUAUCAGGAAGGGUUUUCAGCAUGAACAAGAAGAAAAACCAAAUUAAAAAAUCUGCUAAAUAUUGGGUUCUUUUUUAUCAGAAGAACAAUCAUCAAACUGGGUUCCAAGUCAAGGUUGAUAAGCCAAAACAUGAGUUUAACCAUCUAAAAUCAAAGGGUGUUGAUAAGAAAUCGAGUGGAAUUCGAAGGCGAAGAUUCGGGUUAAGUUGGUUACCAUCAAGGCCUAGAGGUUUUGUAGGUGCUGCUGUGGUAUCAGAUGAUGAAAGAGAAGAGAAAUGGUUGGCAAAAUCUGCAGAGUUUAACAGGAUAUGCAUAACUUAUUCAAGUGAUGAAAAUGAGAGAUUUUAUGGUUUUGGAGAACAGUUUUCACAUAUGGAUUUUAAGGGCAAAAGGGUUCCUAUUUUUGUUCAAGAACAAGGGAUUGGGAGAGGAGAUCAACCCAUUUCUUUUGCUAUCAAUUUGGUUAGUUAUAGGGCAGCUGGUGAUUGGAGUACAACCUAUGCUCCCUCUCCCUUUUAUAUGACAUCAAAGAUGAGGUCUCUUUACUUAGAAGGAUAUGAUUACACGAUAUUCGACUUAACAAUGCAAGACAGAGUUCAGAUUCAGGUGCAUGGAAAUUCUGUUGCAGGAGCAAUAUUGUAUGGAAACUCACCUACUGAACUCAUUGAGACAUUCACAGAAUCUAUAGGAAGACCUUCUCAACUUCCUCAUUGGAUUAUAUCAGGGGCCGUCGUCGGAAUGCAGGGAGGCACCGAGACUGUACGCAAUACUUGGGACAUUCUUAAAACUUAUGAUGUUCCCAUUUCGUCAUUCUGGCUCCAGGAUUGGGUUGGACAAAGAGAAACAAUAGUAGGAUCACAACUAUGGUGGAAUUGGGAAGUGGAUACAACACGGUAUAAAGGAUGGCAGAAACUUGUUAAAGAUCUCAACAACCAGCAUAUCAAAGUCAUGAGUUAUUGCAAUCCUUGUCUAGCACCGAGUGAUGAGAAGCCAAACAGAAGGAGAAACAUGUUUGAGGAAGCAAAGAAGUUGGACAUACUAGUGAAAGACAAGAAUGGAGAGCCAUACAUGGUUCCUAAUACAGCCUUUGAUGUGGGGAUGUUGGAUUUAACACACCCAGAAACGGCACCAUGGUUUAAAAACAUCCUACAAGAUAUGGUAGAUGAUGGAGUCAGGGGUUGGAUGGCUGAUUUUGGUGAAGGACUCCCUGUUGAUGCUACCCUCUAUUCAGGUGAAGACCCUUUAGCUGCCCAUAACAGAUACCCAGAGUUAUGGGCUCAGAUAAACCGUGAGUUUGUUGACGAAUGGAAAUCGAGUUGUUCAGGCAAACAAAAGGAAGAUUCUGAAGAAGCAUUGGUGUUCUUCAUGAGGGCGGGUUUCAGAGAUAGUCCGAAAUGGGCAAUGCUAUUCUGGGAGGGAGAUCAAAUGGUUAGUUGGCAAGCUAAUGAUGGGAUUAAGAGUGCUGUUGUUGGUCUACUUAGCAGUGGAAUUUCUGGUUAUGCUCUUAAUCACAGUGAUAUUGGAGGGUAUUGUGCUAUGAACUUACCUCUAAUCAAGUAUCACAGAAGUGAGGAGCUGCUUUUCAGAUGGAUGGAAUUCAGUGCUUUCACCACUGUAUUCCGGACACAUGAAGGGAAUAAACCAUCCUGCAACUCCCAAUUCUACUCCAAUCACAAAACAUUAUCACAUUUCGCCCGCCUUGCAAAGGUGUAUAAGGCCUGGAAGUUCUACAGAAUCCAGCUUGUUAAGGAAGCUUCUGAGAAGGGCCUUCCAGUGUGCCGUCACUUAUUUCUUCACUACCCGGAAGAUGAAUAUGUGCAGACACUAACAUACCAACAAUUCUUAGUUGGAACAGAGAUUCUUGUGGCUCCAGUACUUGACAAAGGUAAAAGGGAAGCAAAGGUUUAUUUUCCUCUAGAAGAGAAAGAAAGUUGUUGUUGGUUACAUAUUUGGACAGGAAAACUGUACACAAACUUAGGUACUGAGGCUAAGGUGGAUGCUCCUUUAGGUUAUCCAGCAGUAUUUGUUAAGUCUGGAUCCUUAAUUGCUCAUACUUUUCUCCAAAACUUGAGGGAUUUAGACAUUCUAUGAUGAUAAUUUAUAUGUUUGAAAUGUCUUUUUUUUUGUGUCUUAUUCAAUGUAUAUGAAAUUAUGAACCUCAUAACAAAAAAGUUCAAAGCGUUUUCUAAAAUGGCUAAGAGGGUGUUUUCUAUUCAA